CUGGCAGUUGUCUGAGGUUCUUCAGUAGAAUGUGAGGGGAGCCACACAGAUACCGCACAGACUAUUCCAAGACUGGUUUACGUUGAGAGCUGUUGCUCUACUUUAGUGCGGCAGAAAAAUGAGGUUGCAACAAUUCCUUUUUGCGUUUCUGCUUUUCGCGAUGAGUCUUCUUCUUAUCAACGGACAGAGACCAGCUAAUUUGGCAAUGAGAAGAAAAUCGCACAGACACAACUGCCUUCAGAGGAGAUGUGUGCCUCUCCAUUCACGGGUGCCUUUCCCCUGAGACCUUCUCUAGAUAACUGCACCUGGUCUGCCAGAAGAGAAGUGAAGGAAAGAUACCCACCCACACCAUAGUGUGAUUGCUUACAAGUUCUUGUAUGAAAAGGAAUCAUUUGAAAGCACCUGGGAUGGUUUAUUAGUUUUACAGGAUUCUCUUCUUCCUGGUUUCUCUUUAGAGGGAAAAAUAACAUAAAUUCAAAAGCAAUUCCAGUCUGAAGCACAAUUAUUUGCUUGCAUAACAAAAAUCUCUAAUCUUUUUCUGCACAUUACUAUUCUUAGAGGAGUUAAAAAGAAAAAUACUUUUUAAUGUGUUAGAACUCUCUAAUAAUAAAAAGUACAA
This is a messenger RNA of Callorhinus ursinus (northern fur seal), 619 nucleotides long. RefSeq names its product apelin receptor early endogenous ligand (gene APELA). Gene Ontology annotation, molecular function: apelin receptor binding. The record is from RefSeq and is a predicted model, not a curated record. Gene Ontology annotation, biological process: apelin receptor signaling pathway; heart development. Lineage: Eukaryota; Metazoa; Chordata; Mammalia; Carnivora; Otariidae.